This is a messenger RNA of Menidia menidia (Atlantic silverside), 1323 nucleotides long. The record is from the annotation of a GenBank genome assembly. NCBI's taxonomy places the organism in Eukaryota, Metazoa, Chordata, Actinopteri, Atheriniformes, Atherinopsidae.
CACUGGACGCUUAAGGGGUGGGGCUGAAACUGGGGACCGUUCUGAAGCGAAAGUGUCUCUAGAGCUACAUGUCCGAUUGGGGGGAAAAAAUCCAAUAUAAUGGAAAGGGAACUGAAUUUGAACCGAGCUGAGACAUUCUCCUUUGUCAACCCCUGGAUCAGAUAUUUUCUCUUCUUCUUCAGCUUCUUGUUUUGGGUUUUCUCCUUGCUGAUUGUUGCAAUCGGAGUGUAUGCCAAAGUCCAGAAAGCUACAGACACGGUGCGGGACACAUUCCUGAUCGACCCGGCCGUCAUUCUAAUUGUGGUGGGGGUGGUCAUGUUCUUCAUCACGUUCUGCGGCUGUAUCGGAGCCCUCAGAGAGAACAUUCGCCUCCUCAAGACCUUCUCCUUAAGCCUGACACUGGUGUUCCUCACACAGCUGGCCAUAGCAUUUCUGGGCUUCUUCUACUCUGAUCAGACACGGGAUGCUUUAGGAAAGUUUGUGAAAAAAGCCAUCGUACACUACAGGGAUGACCUGGAUCUGCAGAACCUGAUGGAUUACAUCCAGAAAGAGUUCAAGUGUUGUGGAUGGAACAACUACACUGACUGGUCGUGGAACAUCUACUUUAAUUGCACAAGUGAGAACCCCAGCUCGGAGCGCUGUGCCGUGCCCUACUCCUGCUGCACUCCUGUUCCUGGAGAGGCAGUGAUCAACACCAUGUGUGGUUUUGGGGUCCAGACCCAAAAUUUUCUCGAUGCAGACAAGUCAAUCUACCCAGUGGGCUGUGCAGACAGAGCUGUGAUGUGGAUUGAGUCUCAUCUGCUGCUGGUGGGAGCUCUUACCCUGGGUCUGGCCUUGCCUCAGAUCGCAGGCAUCGUGCUAUCUCAGAUCCUCAUUUCACAGAUCCAAGAUGAGAUUUCAGCAUUUUGAAAAAAAGGGGAGUCUGAAGCUGUUCAGCCAGAGCAAGGACAUCUUUAUUUUAUUUUUUUUAUUCUGUUGCUGUGACCAUACAGUGUUAGAUGAUAUUAUUUUUAAAGUCCAGAGCCUUCAGGGCAUACUAAUUUGAUUCUCUUCAUUGUGUUACUGCAAGAACUACUCACAUACUAUGAGCAAAAUAAUUGUUUUCUGGUUUCGAACAUGGCUUUUUUUAUGUGAUAAAUUUGCUAAUAAAAGUUAAAAAACAUCUUUGUAUGUUUGUUACUGUGUAUAGAAAUAAUAUGCAUGCAUAUGUAAACUCACACACACACACAUAUGAAUGAAAAAUAAAACAGGAUAAGCAUUAUCUACUUGCUCUUGGAUUAAAACAGGAACCCUAUUGCUCGACCCUCAUGUUUUGUGUGGAUC